UUAUAAUUAAAAAGCAAAGGGUCCAAUGUAAGGAAAAGCAAAACAAAAGUACAGAAGUGCAAAAAGCAAGAUAAUAAUACAUCUGUUGUUCCUAAAUCCCUAAAAAGUGCCGUCUCUUCCUCUGAAAAGUUCCACCAUUGUCCAUGGCUGAGCACCUCUUCUUCCUCUAGAUCGGUAACAAAUUUUAUUAUUAAACGCAACAAAUUCUUUCCCCUAUGGAGAAGAAAAAGAGAGAAAUUAUCUAUGAUAUAUUUUCUUUCCUUCCCCUCGAAAUUAUCUAUGACAUAUUUUCUCGGCUUCCCGUCAAGUCUUUAACGUGUCUCAAGUGUGUUUCCAAAUUUUAUCGUUCUCUUGUAUCGGAUCCAUCUUUUCUAGAUAUCCAUCAUACCCACUCUAUAUCUCGUCCUGAUAAGACGAAAUUCCUGGCAUGUUCCCUGGGUGGAAAUUUUUCUUACACCGUAGAUGAGAAAGUGCAACAUACAAAAGCUUCUGUUCUUCAUAUUGAGGAGUUAGAUGGCAUUAACUAUAAUCGAUUUGAUUAUGUUAACGGUUUGUUCUGCUUAUGGAGCGUAGAGCUGCAUCCGCCUGUUAUUUAUAAUCUCACCACAAGAAAAGUAAGAUUUCUUCCUAGGCUAAAUUCCGAUGGUAAUGAGUUUACCCAUUAUUACUAUUCAUUAGGUUUUGAACCAGGUGAAAAGAAGUACAAGAUUUUGAUGAUUACACAUCCUGAGAAAACACCCACGCGAUGUUGGAUUUUCACUCUAGGCUCAAGUGAAUCAUGGAGAGAGAUUGAAAGUGCACUCAGUUUGGUACUUCCGAUAUCGAUCAGUGGAGGAGUUUGUAUUAAUGGAGUUAUCUAUUUCUUCGGAAAGUACAACAAUAAAGUAUACAUAGUGGAGUUUAACGUUAGAACCGAAAAAUUCAGGAUUAUCUCUUUGUGGAAAGAUGAAAAAUAUAUUCCCCCAGUUAAGUUCUAUAACUUGAUAGAACUAGAGGGAAAAUUAGCAGCCAUUGAUCAUUCAAGACGGAGUAGGACAGAGAUGGAUUUGUGGAUUUUAGAAAGAUCUGAAAGAAGUGAAGAAUGGGUGAAGUAUAUUAUUGCCUUUCCCUAUAUGUUUUUGUCGACAUGGCUUAUGUCUUUCGUUUGUUGUAGUUAUACUCCUGAUGGAGAGAUCGUAUUGACCACAAAUUCCUCCUACACGCGAAAUUGGAUUUUCUUUUUUGAUUUGAAGAAGAAGAGUUGGAGAGGAAUUGAAAUCCCUGAUAGAGAAAAAAUUGAUAUCAUUGGUGUCUAUAGUCAUGUUGAUAGCCUCGUAUCCUGUAUUUAUUGUUAGUGUUGAAAUCUAUUUAAGCUUGAAUUUUAUGGAAAUUUGAGUUUUAUCGUGUA
Messenger RNA from Lycium barbarum (goji berry), 1387 nucleotides. RefSeq names its product putative F-box protein At1g32420. Lineage: Eukaryota; Viridiplantae; Streptophyta; Magnoliopsida; Solanales; Solanaceae. The record is from RefSeq and is a predicted model, not a curated record. The coding region runs from base 216 to 1334 and encodes 372 amino acids. Gene Ontology annotation, molecular function: protein binding. The transcript has a single exon.